AUGGACAACGUAUUGGAAGUUCAACGACGUUUGCAUGAAGAACGUGAUCGGCUUAUUGAUACAAUGACCAAAGAAUUUCUUCAUGAGCGAAAAUCCCAUAAAGAAAAAAUUAAUGGAGAUCACCGUUUGCGGCGUCUUGUCGAUCGAUAUCAUGAAGUUACGAAAAAACUACGUUUGCUAUAUGAAGAUGAAGAUAAAUCACGUAAGUUGGAAUUACGUGCUAUUGCUAGUCCCAAUGAAUUUGCAGAAUUUUACUCACGUCUUAAAUCUCUGAAAGAUGCUCAUAGAAGAAAUCCUGAUGAGAUUGCGAUUCCGUUAAGCUUAGAAUAUCAAAAAAUGAAUGAAGCUAUAGAAAACAUCGAGUUAGCUGAAAAGGAUUUAAUUGAGUUCACUGAUGAAGAAGGCUAUGGACGGUUUUUAGACAUGCAUGUUCUGUAUGAUAAAUAUAUCAAUAUCAAGGGAGUAAAGCGAAUAGAUUAUUUAGCUUUCUUAAGUGAUUUUGAUCACUUUACUGACUUUGCAAUAAGUUCUAAAAAAAGCAGUAACUAUCGUGGUUAUUUGAAUGCGUUAAAAGAGUAUUUGAUUUCUUUUCUCGCGCGGACAAGACCUCUUUUGGAUGUAGAUGAAGAAUUUGAGAACGUUGGUUUUGAAUUUGAUAAAAAGUGGGAAGAAGGUACGGUGCCGGGUUGGAAUAAGGAUCAGCAUACUGUAUUGGUUGAUUCUGCUGCACAUUUAGAUCUCUCUUCUUUUGAAACAGCGGCCGAUCUAGAAACACUUGGACUAGAUCGCUUAAAAUCUGCGCUUAUUGCCCUUGAUUUGAAAUGUGGAGGCACUUUGAAAGAAAGAGCGGAACGACUUUUUGCAACCAAAGGACAUAAACUGAGUGAGAUGGAGAAAGCAGCGCUUGCGAAGCGUCAUGACUUAAAUCAAAAAGAACAGUUUAGACUACGUGAAAUAGCACGACUGGAAGCAUAUAUUCAGCAUUUAUCAUCAAUGUUAAACGAAGAAAGGGAUGCUACCAAAGAAAAUGUGGAAAGAAAGCAAGCACGCGGUAUUGGAGAAAAUGUAGAGGAAGAGGAAGACAUAAAUGAUGUGACAGACGAUGAAGAUGAUGAUAGUAUCCCUUAUAAUCCUAAAAAUUUACCUUUAGGAUGGGAUGGUAAACCGAUCCCAUAUUGGCUUUACAAAUUGCACGGUCUGAAUAUUUCAUUUCCAUGUGAAAUUUGUGGAAAUCAAGUUUACAAAGGACCUAAAGCAUUUCAGCGGCAUUUUAAUGUAAGACAAUUUUGA
Messenger RNA from Thelazia callipaeda (thelaziosis nematode), 1290 nucleotides. Lineage: Eukaryota; Metazoa; Nematoda; Chromadorea; Rhabditida; Thelaziidae. The record is from the annotation of a GenBank genome assembly.